AUGGAGGGAUUUCCGACCACCCCCGCUUCUCGAGAGACCCCGGCGACAAGCGAGCAAGCUACCGAUGCGCUGCAGGUCAAGGCAGGCAAGCAAACUAAGAAGCCAAAGCAGCCCAAGGCUAAGCCAGCAGCUGGUGAAGUCAAGGCUGGAGAGAUGAGAGAGGAGGAAGAGCUGGAAGACCCGCCCGCAGCUCACACUGACUCAACGCCCGUUGCCAGGCAGGCCCCUCAUGUCGGGGAGCGGGAAGCUCAGGUGCACGAGGCCUCAGCGGCAGACGACGCGCGUGAGCAUGAAUGUCAGUAA
Guillardia theta CCMP2712 is the source of this 303-nucleotide messenger RNA. RefSeq lists its product as hypothetical. Bases 1 to 303 code for a protein of 100 amino acids. The record is from RefSeq and is a predicted model, not a curated record. Lineage: Eukaryota; Cryptophyceae; Pyrenomonadales; Geminigeraceae. The transcript has a single exon.